GUUCCCUGUUCUACCAUGUCCAAUCAAACUUCCUCAACCAUUGAUCCCUACAAGCAUUUGCAAAUCAUCUACAACCCCGAUGGCACACUCACUCGCAUGCUUCCUGAUCCACGCACCUUACCCUCAUCAGACACCACGCUUCCUAUCUCUGUUCUCACCAAAGAUGUCACCAUCAACCAAAUAAACAACACUUGGGUUCGAUUAUUCCUACCCCGAAAAGCAAUACCGGUUCAUGGUUAUUCCACUUCCAACCAAAACCACAAGCUACCUCUCAUCGUUUUCUUCCAUGGUGGCGGAUUCAUCUUAGGUAGUGCUGCUUCCACCAGGUACCAUGAUUUUUGCUUGAACAUGGCAGAUAGCAUUAAAGCCGUCGUUGCAUCGGUGGAAUACCGCCUUGCGCCGGAGCACCGGGCGCCGGCGGCGUAUGAUGAUGCCAUGGAAGCGGUGCUUUUCAUUAGAAGCAGCCAAGAUGAGUGGUUGACUCAAUAUGUUGACUAUUCUAAUUGUUAUUUGAUGGGGAAUAGUGCUGGGGCUGUUAUUGCCUACCAUGCAGGUCUACGUGCAGCACAAGAGGUUGAUCAUCUUGAACCACUGAAGAUCAAAGGGUUGAUACUGCGUCAACCAGGCUUUGCUGGGACCAAGAGGACUGAUUCAGAGUUGAGGCUUGAGAAUGAUCCUGUUCUUCCGUUGUGUGUUACCGAUAUGUUGGCGGAGCUAGUAUUGCCAAUUGGGGUUGACCGUGAUCAUGAGUAUUGCAAUCCAAUGGUUGGGGAUGGUCCUAAAAAACUAGAUAAGAUCAAGGAUCUUGGGUGGAGGGUAUUGGUGAGUGGAAAUGGUGGGGACCCACUUGUGGACCGUGGGAAGGAACUUGUGCAGUUGAUGGAGGAAAAGGGUGUUCAAGUAGUUAGUAACUUUGAGGAAGAGGGUCGCCAUGCGGAAGAGAUAUUUGACCCAAUUAAAGCAAAGGAACUAUAUGGAUUAGUGAAAGGUUUCAUUUCCUCAAUUUCUGCUUAGGGGAAUUAAUCGUUUAUUACCGAGUAGCUAGUUGUGCAUUAAAAGUUUGAUUUGUUUCCUUUUGUAAUUUGCCUUUUGCAUGUAAAAUAAAAAAUCUUGCGCUUAGGGUGCAUUAAUACUUAUAAUAAGAUGUUAUAUUUACUAGUGUGUUU
Messenger RNA from Gastrolobium bilobum, 1166 nucleotides. RefSeq names its product carboxylesterase 1-like. The coding region runs from base 16 to 1014 and encodes 332 amino acids. Lineage: Eukaryota; Viridiplantae; Streptophyta; Magnoliopsida; Fabales; Fabaceae. Gene Ontology annotation, molecular function: hydrolase activity. The record is from RefSeq and is a predicted model, not a curated record. The transcript has a single exon.